AAUAUUCCGUAUGAUUCUAUUUAAUAUUUUGCAUAGUAACACGCUCCUUCUCGUCUCUUAUUGGCAAUUUGAUCGUGUCACUCAAACCUGCAGGCCUCCGUAGGACACGCCCCGCUUUUAUCCAAAUGAGGAAGAAGUUGAAUUAAAAGUGAAACAAUGUACCGUUAGAGAUACACAGAUCCGGGAGCGUGUACACAACAAAGAAAUGCCCGUUCUCAGCUGAAAACCAUGUUUUACUGUCGAUUUCUGCUGUUUUUUUGUUUUUAUGUGUUAUGUUGCUACGCUGCGUUCCGCGUUAACGCAACGUCUCCUCCGAGAAAUGCGAAAUCUUCUGAUAAUCUGCAGCACAUAGACUCUGCAGGUAGCACCAGAUACAAAGGAAGGUCCACUGAAGGUCUGGAGGGGUUUGAACCUGGGGAUGUUGCUCCUGAUUUCCAGGUGCACACUCUGGACGGAGUGUUUAUUUACAGUCCUCAGAACGACUCGAGCAGUGCGCUCAUCGUGCACGCGUUCACCAAUAAAUCCGCCUUUCUGGAGUGUCUGUGGACGUGGAGCGAGUCUCUGUCAGACCUGCUGAAAUAUCUGCCGUCCAACACUGAAGUCCUGCUGCUGUCCCUGGACGACACUGCGCCGCAGGACGCCCUCUGGAUGAGAGAACAGGUGUACAACGCCGCAGCGCAUGGAGGAAAAGAGAUCUUGUCCAGAAUGCAUUUCUCUCCUACUCCUGUGUUUGCGCUGGGUAACUGGUUACCCAGAGUUCUGUACUCAUGGGGAUGUGGUGGACAGAACUGCGGCCUCGCUCAGGUGCUUUUCUCCUCUCCAGACUGGAGUGCACCGGUGAUCGCCAAGCGUCUCAAUGCCCGAUACGACUGGCUGAAUGGACGCUGGGGUACAGAUCCUUACAGACUGCUGGAUGCAGGUGAUGGUUGUGAACCUGUAGCAUCUGUCAAAGGUGCAGUCGCGUGGGUAUCUGAGGGUGGCUGCUCUUUCUUCACAAAGAUAAAAAACAUGGCUGAAUCUAACGCUACCGGAGUGCUGGUGUAUGCAUUACCUGGGAAUCCCAUACAGGACAUGAACUGCUUAGGAGACGAUUGUUCCACCUCCAUCAACAUACCUGCGUCUAUGGUCCAUAUCGAACCAUCUGUCAUGCAAGCACUGCGAAAGGGGCGCCCUGUGAACGUGACGUUCCAGGUCACACCUUCUCCAAACUUCUUCUUCGCGAUCAACCAGAAGGGGGCGCUGUCUGAGAUGGGCUGGUUUCUCUACCCCACCUUUAGAUUCAUUGCCUGGCAGGCUGAGUGGUUCACAUUCAAUGAGGCUCUGCAGGAGCAGCUGAGUCAGCCUGCUGUUAUAGUGCCUGUGUUUGAUCGUCAUCUGAUGCAGGGAGAGACGGGCGCUCAAGCAGUGGUGGAUCUGCCUGGAGAUUACAUGGAUUAUGAUAUUCUGGAAUUGGACGCCUCCCUGUCCUGUCCCGGCCGCAGGGACGAGACAUGUGCUCACUGGGAUCACACCGUACAGCUGUACGUUUGCUGCGAUCGCACCAGCCCAUACUGCAACGUGGAGCUUGGGCGCUGGAUAACAGCCUUCCGCAGAGGCACAGGUCACUGGCUGACGGAUGUUUCUCCUUUGAUUCCCCUGCUAAAUGACAAGAAAUGUGUCUUCACCAUGAAGACUGUGCCAUGGGCCAUGCCAUGGAUGACGUCUCUCAAUCUACGCUUUAGUCACAGCAACCAGACAGGUAAUUACUCAGACAGACUGUACCCUUUCAAGGUAAUGUCACUGUUCCCUGGGGGGACGUUUGACAAGGACUAUAACAGCAGAUACCAGGAGAUCAAGUUCACUCUUCCAGCUUCAACAAAGAAGGUGGAGUUGUAUGCCAUUAUCACGGCUCACGGGUCUGACGAGAACUUCUGCGGUGAAUUUUGUGUGACAUCACAUAAUUUCCUGAUCAACAGAUCCAUCAAUAACACCCUCGUGUUUGAGUCAGCUGGAACACCUCUGGGCUGUGCCAUGCGGGUACCUGAAGGAGCGGUGCCCAAUGAACACGGGACCUGGUUGUACGGCCGCGCUGGCUGGUGCGACGGGCUCCAGGUGGAUCCAUGGAGGACCGACAUCACCUCCCAGCUGGACUUGAGUGGAACCAAUUCUGUCCUUUACUUUGGACUCUUUGAAGGACGCAAUCCAGAUCCAAAGACUAAUCCGGGGUACAUUAUUAUGUACUCCUUUCUAGUGUUUUAUAAAUGAUUUACAGACAGAAAAUUCAGCAGAAAUAUUUUUUUUUUUUUUUUUUGCACCAAAACUCAUCAUUUUCCUCCAUUCAAAAUCAUUUGGUAUUUCCUAAUGCUGCUUAUUUUUGAAAGGUAUUUUUGUUUAUAAAUGCUUUCUGACAUAAUUACAUUUAUCAGCAUUUUUAAAGCAGUUGACUUUAAAGUCACACAUAAAGUAAAUUGACAGAUCUUUUUUCAAAUAAAUUUGUCUUGAGAGAUACACAUCAGUCUCUGUUAUAUCAUUUAUUUGCAUUACUAGCUGUGUGUACUAAAUCACUGACCUAGUAAGCUGCAUAUUUAGGCAGCAUUUUAAGGCAUCAUAGGUGCUCUUAAUGCAAAGUCUGGUCCAAAAGGUAGGAAUUAUGAUGUUUUCUAAGAUAUUGUACCUUUUUUUUUUUUUUUUGCUCUCAUUUGUGAAGAAAGAAGUCCCAUAAUGCAAUCCAAAGAUCUCAGUAAAAAUACUGGAAGUAUCUUGAAAUCUAAAUCCAUUUGAGUUGAUGUUGGCUUAGUAGGCAGCUUACUAGACCUAGGAACAUUGUUUCACAUGGUGCUCUUUAGUAAAAACUGUCAUCAGUCAUUCUUCUAAAGUCUUGCUACUCUGAAGUUCUUUUCUUUUCUUCUGUGUGACGAUUAUGUGCAAUUACACACAUCUCCUGUAGCUUCUUAACUUCAAAUGGAAGGAGGACCAGCAAAUCUUUAUCUUCAUUCUUGAGUGCUUUUCACUUUCAAGGAGCUUUAAGUCCCUGAUUUUGUGGACCGACCCUUUGUCACACAGAGAUCAUUCUUGCCCAGCUACACUAGUUUCCACACUUGAGCUCUUGUCCAAUUUUAGGUGAUCUUCUAUAAAACGAAGCAUUAUAACAGUUACCGUGUUCUGUAAUUGAAAUGCACUUCAUAUGAUGGCUGCACACAAUAGAACAGAACCGAAAACUCUUGUUUUUGUCAAAAUUUGGAUUCUGUAAAAUUCACUACAUCAUUUUGAGAAACAAAAACAUUGUGAAUGAUUAAAUUCUUGUUUUGUAGUAAAUAGAGCUUUUUGAAUUGAAUAACUCAUGCAUGUAGGUUAAGGUUCAUGGAACCGCUAUCAAGACAGUUGAGGCCUGUGAUGUCAGUUACAGCAAAUAAAAGUUGUAUGUGGCGA
Molecule: messenger RNA, 3408 nt
Organism: Cyprinus carpio (common carp)
Lineage: Eukaryota; Metazoa; Chordata; Actinopteri; Cypriniformes; Cyprinidae
Gene: ngly2
Product: N-glycanase 2
Molecular function (GO): oxidoreductase activity, acting on paired donors, with incorporation or reduction of molecular oxygen, reduced ascorbate as one donor, and incorporation of one atom of oxygen
Source: RefSeq, a predicted model, not a curated record